Helicoverpa zea (corn earworm) is the source of this 4704-nucleotide messenger RNA. Its product is annotated as dipeptidyl peptidase 9. Gene Ontology annotation, biological process: proteolysis. The record is from RefSeq and is a predicted model, not a curated record. The coding region runs from base 264 to 2996 and encodes 910 amino acids. Gene Ontology annotation, molecular function: serine-type peptidase activity; dipeptidyl-peptidase activity. The transcript has 19 exons. NCBI's taxonomy places the organism in Eukaryota, Metazoa, Arthropoda, Insecta, Lepidoptera, Noctuidae.
AUACGAAACCGGUGGUAGAACCGCGAUCGGUCAGCGACCAUUUGGCAAGACAACUAAAAGUCAAAAACGAGUGUGUUGGCCCUAUUUUUAGUGAAACAAAAAUCAAAUCAACGUAAUUUCAAUAUUAUAAUGAGAUCGCCAUUUAAAUAUUCAUUUAACUAGACGAAUUACGUGUCUGAGUGCACAUAUCUGUUGUUCUUUGUUACAUCAUGAAUAAAAGUUUAUCGAGGGAAGAGAAUUGAUUUUCUUUACGGUAAAAAUUGAUGGAAACUGAUAUUAUGGAGGUGAGAGGGGCUGGAGACGGGGCUGCGGCCGUGGAGUAUGUCCGACCUCCUUCGAAACGAUACUCCUGGGCUGAAGUAAGACAGGCCGUACACGAUUUAAGAAAGGAACUAUCAUGCCUAUCGACUAUGGUCCCGAUUGCUAUAAGUUUUCGUAAAUUAGGCAAUGGGAAGACCAGGAUAUAUUUUUUGAGGAACCCACAGAAUGGUUGGGAGAUCACCUUGCUGUAUACUGAUGUUUUGCCUUCACAACAGCCAAAUAACUCAAGAUUAGACUGGAAACCACUAAUAGAGUCGAACGUGGCUCUCGGAGUAACCUCAGGCAAGUGGUCCCGAGAGGAACAGCUUCUAUGGGAACGCCAGCGGGUGGCUGCAUGGGGCAUAGCCUCCUAUGAACUGCAUCAGGCCACGGGACGGAUCAUGUUUCCAUGUGCUUCCUCGCUGUUUGUGGCUGAUGAGGGACUUAGUCAGUCACCCCCCCUAGUUCCCCGUUCCCUCAACACGGGUGGGGGAGCUCCCCUAACCCCGGCGAUGUGUCCCCGAGCCCCCGACCUGGUGGCUCACGCGGCUAGGGGUGAUAUCUGGCUCGCUGGGGGGCAGUUGAGGCGUCCUACUAGACUUACAUACGCUUGUAAGGGUCAUGAACCUGAUCGGUUAGCAGACGAUCCCCGGCAGGCCGGAGUGCCAUGCUACGUUACCCAGGAGGAGUUUUCAAGAUACACGGGUUUCUGGUGGCAACCACAAGCUGAAGAUGAUGUGUUCAGGAUAGUGUACGAGGAGGUAGACGAGAGCGAAGUCAAGAUCUACAGCUUCCCAUCAUCGCAGACCACCAGCGGAGAAGUUGAGGAGUUCAGAUUCCCUCGCGCCGGUACCCCCAACGCCAAGUCCUCGCUGAAGAUGGUCACGUUCAGACUGCAGAAGGCGGCUCCCACCACAGUGCUGGACUAUUAUCAGGAAGGGGCUGCCGAACACUCUGGUGAAUCAACAAAUGGCUGCAUGGAGGUGACAGAUAUCCGGUGGUAUGAAUUACGUCAGCCGCUGAAGGAGACCUUCCCCUGGUUCGAAUACCUGGCCAGGGUCGGCUGGACUCCUUGCGGACAGUAUGUCUGGGUGCAACUCCUAGACCGUAAGCAACAGCGAUUGGAGCUGGUCUUAAUACCGCUGUCACAGUUCUGUACUCCGUCCCGAUAUGACACAGAUGAUGCGCCUACUGUGCGGCAUGAACCGAUGAUAAGCGAUCAGGCAAUCCAAGACAUCCAGAUCUUAGUAUCAGAAACGGCUCCAGACGCUUGGAUCAACGUCCACGAUAUUCUAUAUUUUCUACCAUCGAAUGGCUUAGAAAUGAACUUUAUUUGGGCGAGCGAAGAGAGCGGACAUUUACACUUGUAUUUAGUCACUUGUGCUCUAAUACAGAAGAGUACUGCGCAGAAUAGAUCCGUCAUAGAAAUGAUAACGGAGGAUGAGAGUAACGCCGUAGGACCGAACAUGAUCAGCAAAGAGCCAAUCACGGCCGGCGAGUGGGAAGUAAUGGCCAGAAAGAUAUGGGUAGACGUGGGUCGGCAGCUGGUGUACUUCGUGGGUCUGCGCGAGACGCCGCUGGAGCGACACCUGUACGCCGCGCCGCUCGCGCCGCCGCGCCCGCACGCCGUCACGCUGCUCACCAGCGUCGGCCAUUCCUGUGCUGUCGAUAUUGACGAGGACUGCACAAUGGCAGUGAUAACAUCUUCGAACAUUAGCAGUGUGCCCGUAACGAGAGUAUACAGGAUCACCACGUCACCACCGCGCUUACUGGUGCAAGGCACCAUCACUGAUAGACCUCCUUCAGCAGAAUCUCUGGAGAUCCGAAGUUUCAACGGUUCAUGGGACAGCCGGUCCGGCGACGGAGACGACACGGAUAGCGAAACCGGAUCGUUAAUUAGAGAACGUUCACUCAGCAUAUCAGAGAUCCCGGCGCCCACAAUAUACGAGACGCGUCUGUCUUGCGGCGCCACCGCGUACUGUACCCUGUGGCGCUGCGGCCGCCCGGGGCGGAGCCCUACCGUGCUGCACGUGUACGGAGGCCCCGAGGUGCAGACUGUCACUAAUAGUUAUAAGGGUAUCAGACAGCUUCGCAUGCAUAUGCUGGCUGCGCGAGGGUUCAACGUGGUGGCCGUAGACUCGAGAGGGUCCAAGCACCGCGGCCGGGCCUGGGAGGCGGCUAUCAAAGGGAAGUUAGGCCAGAUCGAGUUGGAUGAUCAGGUGGAAGUGUUACAAUGGCUGGCUAAAGAGACCGGCUGUAUAGAUAUGGAGAGAGUCGCCAUCCACGGAUGGAGUUACGGCGGCUACCUAUCCCUGCUGGCACUAGCGACGCGGCCGGCGGUGUUCCGCGUGUGCGUGGCGGGGGCCCCGGUGACGUGCUGGCGGCUGUACGACACCGCCUACACCGAGCGAUACAUGGGCCCCCCCGCGCGCGCCCCGCACGCAUACACCCGCGCCUCCGUGCUCGCACACGCGCCCUUCUUCCCUGACCAGGAAGGUCGUCUGCUGAUCAUCCACGGCUUGGCGGACGAGAACGUCCACUUCUGUCACACGGCCGCGCUCACGGCCGAACUCGUCCGUCUCGGGAAACCGCAUCGAGUGCAGGUGUACCCGGGAGAAAGGCACUCUCUCAGAGCGAUGCACGCCGCCAAACAUUACGAAGCUACCCUACUACACUUCUUACACGAAAAUCUAUAAAACCUUAUACACGACUGUAUGGGAAAUAUAAUAUUAACACGGAGAAUAAAAUAAAUAACGGAGAUGUCAUAACGUGCCUACCGGGGCUGCGGGAUUGUUCGCGCGAGUUAGGCUUGAGAAGGAACAUGAUGGGUUUUAGUCAGUAAGAGUCUGACACUCCCGAGCGCUGCACACACGACGGGAGCUGUCAUUUGAUGGCUUCCCAUAAAAUAAAAGUGAGAGAUGUCAUAACGCAAAAUCUCCUAAGAAUGUAGCGUGACAAAAUACUGGUGUUCGGAGGACGAGGAACGUUACUAGCUCCGCUCUAAACCGCACAUUAUUUUCAAUAUAAAAUCACCCAUCUUUGACAGAUUGGUUUUGAUUUGACAAGGAACCCCGAACGUCUCGUUAGUUCUAGUAACUGAUCACGUCUACCGUACGUUGCUUGAGCUACAAGAAGGCGCCUGACCUACCUUCCUUAUGGCAUCUCCGCUCUUUCCUUCCUCCGUGAAUAUAACUUACUAUAGAUGUUUUUCACGAAAGCGGGUAAGCUACACUAGUGUGUGUAAAUAUACACACAUAGGUAAGACUCUCACGCUUUCAUGAGAUAAAACAUCUUACCAAUAUGCAAGAGAAAGAAAAACAUUAAAAGUUACGCCGCAGUUGGGACGCAGUGGCCACGCAGUUGCCACGCUAUCAAUAAAAAAAGUAUUAUAACUACAUCUUUAUCAAAUUCACAGCUUUCAGAAUUUUUUUUCAUGUAACUAAGUGGUUAAAAGUUAAUUUUCAAUGCAAUUACAAUAUAAUAAAACAAUCUACAAUAUUUUUUUUUUAUAUUUAUUGGAAAAGAAGUUGCGCCACUGUUGCGCGAUAGUUGCUUUAAAGUUGCCUUAUCAAUGCAAUCAUUUUGUGUUUUUGACCAUUGUAAUAGUCACUACAUAUUGAGCCAAUAUUGAAACAAGCAAAGUUAUUUGACAAGAAAAGGGCCCGAUUUCACUAAUGUGGAGUGAGAAAAACUUCACUACACUUUGGUAGAAUCAAGGCUUAACUUAUCUAUACGGCUUUGGAAGUCAGAUUUCUUUUAACCAUAUCUUUUUGUAUUUCAAAAAAAGAUGCACUUUUUUGUAAUUUUUGUCUCAUUAAAUAAAGGAAAUAAAUAAAAUUAAAAAAUUUUUUUUGAUACUGCCACCCAUCCAUUUACAUACCGCGCCGUUCAAAGCACCCCCAUACAAACAUUUACUUGUAAAAAUAUUAAACUAGUGUUAAAUAAUUAUGUUAAUCUUGUACAUUCUCGUAAACAACUGGACCGAUUUCGAUGAAAUUGUUACGAAUGGAUUGACGGUGCUGUGCGAGUGAGAUUGGCUUUAAGAAGAUAGGAUAGGAUAUAAAUAAUGAUUUAAUUCAGGAUAUAAAAUAAUAGCGAUCCGUCCCUGCUUCGCAUGGAUAAGAAACUAAAUUCUUCCUUAUGAAUCAGUCUAUCUAUCGGUGAAAAUUGCAUGAAAGUCCGUGCAGUAGUUUUUGAGUUAGUCGCAAACAAACGGACUACGGACAUAAUAAUAUAAAAAUGUUAAAGCCUGUCUCACUCGCACAUCUGUUAAAUUGAAUUCGCUAGAAAGAGACGCGAGAUGGAUAGAUUUAAUUAUAUUAGAUAGAUACUGUGUUAGAAAAUGUAUUACAAAAUGUAAAUAUUUUUUAAUAUUAAUAAAAAUAUAUGUUUUUAAAAAUCCAA